AUGGAUUACAUACGCGACAGCAAUGUGGACCUGUGUGCAAUCACUGAAACUUGGUUGACUCCAGAUGACGCAGCGGUAAGGGCAGAACUUUGUCCUAAUGGAUUCAAGUUUCUAGACAACCCUCGCACUGGCCGCCGUGGUGGCGGGAUUGGGUUGCUUUACCGCGACUCUUUGCAGGUCAAAACAAUCAACUCGGGAGAGAAGAGCUCGUUUGAAUUCUCUGAGUGCAUUGUGACAUCAUCAUCCUCUCGCGAUCUACGAGUUGUCAAUAUUUACCGCCCCCCAUAUUCUGGUGAGCACAACGUUACCACCUCAGUAUUUUUUACGGAGUUUGCGAACUAUAUUGAAGCCUUCCUGUUAUGUAAAGAGCAGUUGAUAAUUACGGGGGAUUUCAACAUACAUAUCGAUUCCCCUGAACAACCGGAUGCACGGACGUUCCUCGACCUCUUAGAUUCUUUCGGUCUUAAACAGAAUGUUAUGCAACCUACUCAUAUCAGCGGACACACCUUGGUCCUACUUAUUACUCGCAUAUCAGAAGAUAUUAUAAAGGACCCUCCUGUUGUUGAUCGCUUUAUAUCAGACCAUGCUUCAAUUCUGUGCAAUCUGCAGCAAGCAAAACCAGCUCUAACUAUAGUGUCGAGAAUCUACAGGAAGAUUAAAUCUGUGAAUCUGGCAUCACUCGAGGCAGAUUUAGGUAUGUCUGGAUUAUGUAGGGAUUUACUCGAAGAAUAUGAUCUUGAUGAACUUGUUCGGAAAUACGAUAACGUACUUUCUGAUGUUACAGAACGUCACGCCUCCUUUGAAGACCAAGAGAAUGGUGGCGAGACCUGCUGUUCCCUGGUACAACGAGGAGAUUGAUAUUGCUAAACGGUUACGACGAAAAGCCGAAAGGAAGUGGAGGAGAAGCAAAUCGGUCGUUGACUUUACUCACUUUAAACAGAAGAGAAACCAGGUGACGUACAUCAUGAAUCAGGCCAGACGGAAAUUCUACGCCGAUUUUAUUGAAGAGAAUAGGGCAGAGCAGGGACAAUUAUUUAAGGCCGCCAAAAAACUUCUGGGAAAAAAAGAGGAACUAUCUUUUCCAGAUCAUUUUGAAAAAGUGUCCUUGGCCACUGACAUCGGCAGAUUUUUUGUAAGGAAAAUUGGGAAUAUACGCUCAGACAUUAACGCGGUCCAAUUCGAUUUUGAUGUAGUACCCAAGGAUCUGGUGCUAAACGAAACUCAGACAUUCGGUGAUUUUCAGCAACUCACUGAGGAGGAUGUAACAGCGCUAGUACAAAAGUCAGGGAAAAAAUCAUGUGCACUUGAUCCCAUGCCUACCGGAUUAGUAGUCAAGUGCCUUGGAACACUUCUACCUGUAUUAACUCGCAUAAUUAAUUUAUCUCUUGCAUCUGGGAAAUUUUCUGAAGAGUGGAAGGAAGCACUUGUGGUUCCAUUGUUAAAACACCAGGGGUUGAAUCUGGAAUUCUGCAAUCUUCGCCCAAUUAGUAACCUUCAGUAUGUAUCGAAGUUGAUAGAACGAGCUGUUUUCGAGCAGAUGAAUAACCACAUGAUGCAGUUUGGACUUUAUCCUGUUUUACAAUCAGCAUAUCGCAAGGGACACAGCACGGAGACCAUUCUCCUCAAGAUACAGAAUGAUAUUCUUCUCAAUAUGGAUAAACAGAACGUAACCUUGUUGGUGUUCCUGGAUUUGAGCGCCGCAUUUGACACUGUGGACCAUGACAUCCUUAUUUCACGCUUGCAGUCUAGUUUUGGGAUUAAAGGAAAUGUCUUGAACUGGUUUUCAUCAUACCUAUCAAACAGAACACAACGCGUGACUCUUAGCGGUUGUGUUUCGGACAGUUUCUCCCUGGAACAAGGUAUUCCACAAGGUUCUUGCUUAGGACCGUUGCUAUUUACAAUAUACGCUA
This is a messenger RNA of Paramuricea clavata, 1910 nucleotides long. The record is from the annotation of a GenBank genome assembly. NCBI's taxonomy places the organism in Eukaryota, Metazoa, Cnidaria, Anthozoa, Malacalcyonacea, Plexauridae.